Molecule: messenger RNA, 639 nt
Organism: Haemonchus placei
Lineage: Eukaryota; Metazoa; Nematoda; Chromadorea; Rhabditida; Trichostrongylidae
Source: the annotation of a GenBank genome assembly
UUCAGUUCGUUACUCGUUUUUCAGAUGCCAGCUGAAGAUUACGUGACUGCGAUGGAGCUCAUCACCAACGACUAUCGCUUUAGAAGCUUUUCAACGCUGUAUUCCCGGUUGGUAGCGUUCUGGAUGACAUUAUCGAUCGUCAUCUUACUGGUAGUACUGUUUGCCAAUGCUGAAGGUGGUAUUCUUGUGAUGACAUUCUGCUUGUUUUGGUGUGUCAUGCUAUUCGCCGGUAUUAUUGCAUGCGCCAUCAUUCGCAAACAGAUACGCAUUGGUCUCCGCCAUUGUGUUCAGUCAGCUAACAAAAUUCUAAUCAAAAACAAUGUAAUCGCCGGAGUUGAAGACAAAGGACAGCUAAGCUGUCACAAAGUUGUGGUGGGUAAUUUUUCUUUAAUUUCAUUUAUUGGUUUCUGUAUUGGAUUAUGUAGAGCAUUAUUCUGUACGCGCUUCUUGGUUUUGAAAUAUAGUCAGGAAUUUGUGAAGGACACUGCUAGGUAUCGUCUCGUUUUCCCUAGUCGCCCUACGCUAGGAGUUAGUGAUUAUUUACCAAAACACUGUCCGAAACAAAUGUGCCUGUGCCAAUUCAUUGAUAAGCAUCACUUCAAUCGUCCGCCUAGAAAGUGGUAUUCACAUUUUGUUUGA